AUGGGCUGCUACUGCGAGUACAUGCUCACGGCCAGCGGGAUCCUGAAGAUGUUCCAGAUUGUCACCGGGGCCGGCAUCGUGUUCCUGCUCGGCGAGGGCCACAUGGACUCGCAGCUCCGCCUCACCAUGCGCCUGGAUGCCCUGGUGCUUUUCAUCAUCUCCAUCGUGUUCUUCUUCAACUCCAUACUCAUCCUCGUCUGCGUGCUCGUCGGCGCCUUGGAGCUUCCGGGUUCCACGGUGUACCGACUGAACUUCUUCAUGGCCACAUUCAUGCACGUGCCGGCCAGCAUCGAGACGCGUCUGGGCAUCUACGUGCAGGGCUCCAUCGCCGGGGCGCUGGGCAUCCUCAACAGCCUCAUGUUCCUCGCCAACACCGUCAUGGCCUAUCACCCGCGCAUCGUCUGA
Molecule: messenger RNA, 405 nt
Organism: Ixodes scapularis (black-legged tick)
Lineage: Eukaryota; Metazoa; Arthropoda; Arachnida; Ixodida; Ixodidae
Exons: 2
Coding region: 1-405 (134 amino acids)
Source: RefSeq, a predicted model, not a curated record